Molecule: messenger RNA, 641 nt
Organism: Humulus lupulus (European hop)
Lineage: Eukaryota; Viridiplantae; Streptophyta; Magnoliopsida; Rosales; Cannabaceae
Exons: 2
Coding region: 41-481 (146 amino acids)
Source: RefSeq, a predicted model, not a curated record
CAUUCAUUGAAGAAGAGAAGAGAAGAGUCGAAAGAAAAAGAUGGAGAGAGUUAGAGGGUGUUGUUUUCUGAUAGUGUGUGUGGUGUUGGUGUUCUUUGCAAGCUCCAUAAUUGGAGAGAAAGAGAGUGGUUGCAGUGGUAGUGGGAGUUGUAGUAGUGAUGAGUAUGAAACGAAACCCACUACAGAAUCUUCGACAGAGGGAGUCACAGCCACAUCAAAGUUGGACAAGCUUAAAACUCUUCUCAAAACUGCUCAAACACACUUGUUUCCUCCUAAUCUUGAUUUCAGGGGUGGUGAAGAAAUUGGUGGUGGAGAGAAAGGAGCUGUAGGAAAGAGCUUUGACCAGGGUGUGGAGACAGUGGAAGGGUCUGCAAAAACAGCUGCCAAAAUAGCUGGGGAAACUGUCACAAAGGCCAAGGACACAGUCCAACACACCUUUUCCAAGGAUGAUAGUUAUGAUGAUCAACAAGCUGAGCUCUGAGCUUUGAUCUACUUUGAAUUUUUAAUCAUAAUUAGUACUACUACUCUACUCUACUCUACUCUACUCUCUUUACUUGCUUGCUCUUUUCUAGUUUUAUUAUGUAACCCUUUUGGAUUUGUUUGUGAGUUUAUUAUGUCAUUUUGUGCAUUUCUCUUUUUCA